CACCACUGCAACGCCUCGUCUUCCCUUCUCAUCGUCCACAAUGGACUUCCUCUCCCCGCUCCUCGUCGCCGUCAUCGUUUUCCUUUCGAUCGAUACCCACACCUUGGCACAGUCCAGUCUCUGCCGUACGUCCUGCGGCGCCAUCCCCAUCCGCUACCCCCUCGGCAUCGACGACGGCUGCGGCAGCCCCUACUACCGCAACAUGCUCAUCUGCGCCAACUCCUCCCGCCUAUUCCUCCGCACACCCUCGGGGACGUACCCCGUCGCCGCCGUCGACUACACCGACCCCCACCUCGUCGUCAACGACCCGUCCAUGUGGAGCUGCCGCUCCUCCGGCACCGACGGCGCCGUGCUCCGGCGCGCGGCCAACCCCUUCAGCCUCGACACCAGCACCCGCUUCUCGCUCUCGUCCAAGAACGACUACCUCUUCUUCAACUGCAGCGGCGAGUCCGUCAUCGUGGAGCCCAAGCCCGCGUUCUGCGAGCGCUUCCCCGACCGCUGCGACUCGGCCUGCGACAGCGCCGCGUACCUGUGCCGCAACCCGCCCGAGUGUCCCGACGCGCUGGCGGACCGGCGGACUAGCUGCUGCUCCUACUACCCCAAGGCGUCGGAGUCGCUGAGGCUCCUCCUGCAGCACUGCUCCACGUACGCGAGCGUGUACUGGAGGACGGUGGGCGCCAACUUCCCGCCGUACGACCAGGUCCCGGAGUACGGCAUUCGGGUGGACUUCGAGAUCCCGGUGACGACGAGGUGCCUUCAGUGCGAGGACGUCAGGCGGGGCGGGGGAACCUGCGGGUUCGAGACGGAGUCGAGGAGCUUCCUCUGUCUCUGCGACGAAGGCAACGCCACCACCUACUGCACAGAUGGCACGUACAGAGGGCGUCGAGCAUCAGCUGCAGUCAUUGCAGGGACGGCCACUGUUUCGGUGGCGGGUGCAGUCGGGAUCGGAGCUCUCGUCUGGUAUUUAAGAAAAAUAAGGAAAAAUAGCGCGGUGACUUGUGGGGUCCAAAGCAAUGAGAAUCGUCUAUUUUAGAUUCCUUUUUUUUUUUCUUUUUUUUGUCGUGGAGAUCUUCUUUUCCUACAUGUAUUAGACAUAUUUUUCUUGUUUUACGUCAACAUAUCAUGCUUGAUCUGAAGAUGAAUUUGGGUAUUAAGCGUUGGGACUACUCGUGUGUACGAAUAAUUAAUUAUAUUUUGAUAAAUAUUAAAACAGUCCGAUGGCACAAUAUAUUUGACCCGAGUUACAGUGGUGUACAAUUAUCAUGUAUAUUAGCCAUCAUUAGUUGGACUGCUACUCAAAUUCCGAAAUAAAAAAUAUAUAUGAUAUAAGUG
Messenger RNA from Musa acuminata AAA Group (dessert banana), 1332 nucleotides. RefSeq lists its product as uncharacterized. The transcript is spliced from 3 exons. Gene Ontology annotation, molecular function: polysaccharide binding. Lineage: Eukaryota; Viridiplantae; Streptophyta; Magnoliopsida; Zingiberales; Musaceae. The record is from RefSeq and is a predicted model, not a curated record. Bases 41 to 1033 code for a protein of 330 amino acids.